AUGGAGAAGAGACUCCGACCAUCUCUCCAAACUUCAGCAGAAGAAUUCCUCAAAUCAGCCACAAAAGGUCUCAUCAAAUCCUCAAAAUCCUCUCUCAAAGCCCUAAUUUACAGUCUCACUCCAUCCUCCGACCUCGCUUCGUCCCUCCCUCCCUCUCUCUACCACUCAAUUUCUCAAUCCAUCACUAAAUUCAAACAAAUCUCCGAUUCACAAACCACCACCACUACCCCUCAAUCAGCUCCUACCAAACGUCUCCGAAGAUCUUCACGCCACGCCAAUAACGACGAAACCGAUUCGGGUUCUCAAAAUCCCGAAGCCAAACUUGAAAAUGCCAAACAAUCUGUAUUGGAAAAUCUUCAGAUUUACGCUUAUGUCGCCCUUUUGUGUGUUUCCCAUCCGAAAAACGUGUUUUCGGCUUCGGAUUUGUUGCCUGCGGUUCGCGAAUUGCACGACAAUCUGAUUCUUUUCGAGGAGAGUUCGGUUUUAUUGUCGGAGAUCGCAAAUGUGUGUGAAGAGUGGUGGAAAGAACAGUUACCAGGAAAGGAGACCUUAAUUUCUCAGUCGUUGCCGUUCUUGGUGUCGAGGUCGUUGACAUUGAAGAAGAAAGUGGAUGUCCAUAGAGUGUAUCUGCUUCGGGAGGCUUUCACGUUGUUUGAUUUCGAGGAUGAGAGUAUUGAAGACUUGAAGCUUUUGCUUAUACGUUGUGUGAUUUCGCCGUUGUACUUGAAGACUGAGGAUGGAAGGAAAUUUAUUGCGUUUAUGUUUGGGUUGAGUGGGCAGCUUGUGAAGGAGGCACUGGCGAUGAUUCGUUCUCAGAUUCCAUUUGGGAAAAAGUCUAUACUUGAGGCAUAUGCCGACAUUGUUUUUAGGGUUUGGAAGGUUGUGGAAGGAAAGUCCAAAGAUGAGAUUGAGAAGGGUUUUUUGCAGGAAUUGGUUGAGAGUGCUAUAUAUGCUAGUUCGGGGUCAUUUGCUGCCUCAAUCAGGAGGGUUUUGGGGGGGUUUAUUACUCAUAGGACCACGGAUGGCAUUGAGAAACUUCUUUUUCGGCUUGCUGAGCCUGUGAUUUUUAGGUCACUACAGGUUGCAAACUCAAAUGUCCGUCAAAAUGCAUUGCACUUACUUCUGGACCUGUUUCCUCUUGAAGAUCCUGAUGCCACAAAGGAGGUUAAAGAUAUAUUGCUAGAAAAGCAGUUCUUCCUAGUGGAGAGAUUACAUACAGAUGAAUGCCCUGAUAUAAGAGUCGCAGCAGUAGAAGGUUCUUGUCGUAUACUUCAUAUGUUUUGGGAAAUUAUUCCUUCUUCAACCAUUACAAAGAUAAUCACCAAAAUUCUUGAUGAUAUGACCCAUGAUGCAUGCAAUGAGGUCAGACUUUCCACAGUAAAUGGCAUUAUGUAUUUACUUGGGAAUCCUCAAUCUCAUGAGAUCCUUAUAGUGGUCCUACCCAGAUUGGGGCAUUUGCUUCUGGACUCUACCCUUUCCAUACGUGCUGCUGUUGUAGAUCUCCUUCUUCUUAUAAGGGAUAUACGAACUUUCCAGUUUCAUAAGGUGGUAAGUUUGGACAUAUUACUGUCCAUCCUCUCAAAUGAUCAACCGCUUGUUGCUCAGAAAGUCACUAAACUUCUUAUACCAUCGUACUUUCCUUCAAAAGUGACUCCGGAAGAAGCAUGUAAUCGUUGUGUCACACUUAUUAUAAGGUCUCCAUUAGCUGGAGCAAGGUUCUGUGAGUUUGCUUUGUCUGAAGGGGCAUCUUUGUUGUCCCUUAAGAAACUUUUUAAAGUUUUAAUCAAUUUUGCUCUGUCACCUGCUAAGCUCGAUGCAGACCAGAUUGAUGGUUUGCUUGUUGCUGCUGCCUAUCUUUGCAUCAAUCUAGUUCGCGAUGCAUCUUACAAGGCUGCCCUUAAAGAGGAGUUGUCUAGUGAAAAGCUAAAGGGCUUGCUCCAUUCUGCGACAACUGGGCGUGCUCAGUCUUCUGUAUGUGACAUUAUUUCAGCCAUCUCUCCAGAUUCUGUAGAUGGUCUUCUUGAACAGUGUAUGAGCUUGGUCACAAAUUGUAGUGGUUUGCAUAAUAAUGUAGAAAGACAAGCCGAAGCAAGGUCUGUUCAUAAGAUGAUGCUGUCUUGUGAUUUAUUUGAUGAUAUGUUUGAAGCUUUAACAAUGGUUCUGCAAAAAACUGCACACGGAUGCCAUGCCAAGUUUGGUACAGAACUACCAAAACCCAGUGUCUCCUCUACAAAACAGAGGAAAAUCAAGCCCUCGGUUAGGAUUUCAGCUAAACGAAAACCUGGCAGUGGGAAAAAGUCUUCCAGUACAGAUGCCAGUAAAUUUGAAGAGGAUUAUGCUCUUGUUGUAGGAAUAGCCUGGCAAAUAAAGGACUUUCUUAUCUCUGAAGUUGCAAGGAAAGCCAUGUUAGAGUGUGAAAUAUUGGGAACUGCAUUUGGUGCUUUGAAGAUCAUUUCAGAGGUCAGCAUUGUGCAGUGCAUGCAGUGUGAUUACAUGAACACAUAUCCAGUUUUGGCUUACACAGCCCUUACCCUGCAUAUGUCUUCUGAAAAUGUUGGGCUGAAUGGUACCAAAAAUCGAGGUAUGAAGGACUGUGCUGAUGCUGCAAGAUCAUCUUUGGAGCGAACAUUGUUGGAUCAGACAAUGGAUCAUCUACUUGACUGUACCAAUAAGCUAUUAGGAGCAGCUGAUUGCAAAAUGUCUGGCAACAUGCUUUCACGUGCUAGGGACAUCAACGGGUUAGCCCAUCGUGGUGGACAAAAGCACAGGGAACCUCAAAGUGGUGCCUCUAGCCCUAGUGACAGUGGUAAGUGGUUGUGGAGAGGAACCAAAUCUACAGAUAACAGUACACAUAUUUUACUGAAUAAAUGGCUUGACCUCGCCUUAGGCAAGCCCCAUGUCAAGCUGGGAGACUCAUUUCUGCACAGCUAA
Molecule: messenger RNA, 2931 nt
Organism: Ilex paraguariensis (yerba mate)
Lineage: Eukaryota; Viridiplantae; Streptophyta; Magnoliopsida; Aquifoliales; Aquifoliaceae
Source: the annotation of a GenBank genome assembly